AUGAAGUGGGCUCUGUUACUUUUCACGUUCAUUGUGUUUGUGGUAGCAUCAGCUAUAAGUGCUGAUGUCUUACCCUUGGCUGAGCCAUGUGAUGAAGAGUUAUGCAAACUCCCAGACUGCAGAUGCUCGUCUACAGUCAUCCCUGGUAAUUUAAAACCCCAUGAAGUCCCUCAGUUUGUUCUGCUGACAUUCGACGAUGGCGUCAACGUUGUCAACGUAGCAACCUACCGGGAUAUUUUGUACAAACGUAAAAACUCCAACGAAUGUCCGAUCGGCGUUUCAUUCUACAUCAGUCACGAAUACACGAACUAUGAGCUCGUCAAUGAACUAUAUAAUGAGGGCUUCGAAAUAGCUCUUCAUUCCAUUACCCAUGUUAACCAGACCUAUUUCCAAGAAGCGGACUAUGACAGAAUGAUGUUGGAAUUCGCUGAUCAGAAAACUCUGAUGUCCCACUUCGCUGCUAUUCCUGAAUCUAGUAUUGAAGGUUUACGCAUUCCAUUCUUACAAAUGACAGGCAACAGUUCCUUCCAAAUGAUGAAGUCUGCUGGAUUACGCUAUGACAUAACCUGGCCUACAACCAGAUAUACCGACCCUGGUCUUUGGCCAUACACUUUGGACUACCAAUCUAUACAGGACUGUAUCACUCCUCCAUGCCCUUCUGCAUCCCUGCCGGGAGCCUGGGUAGUGCCUAUGAUUGCGUGGACAGAUUUAUCUAACUUCCCUUGUGCCAUGGUUGAUGCCUGCUUCAGUCUGCCUGGAAGCAAUGACGAGGACGGUUGGUUCCGUUUUAUCAUAGAUAACUUCGAAAGGCACUAUGGUGGCAACCGCGCGCCAUUUGGCUUCUUCAUUCACGAAGGCACUGUUCGCACCCAGCCUGGUCUAAGGCGGGCUCUCAUUCGAUUCAUGGACAUGAUCAAUUCAAUGAGCGAUGUUUUCAUGGUAAACACUGGUGAAAUGUUGGACUGGGUGCAGAACCCGGUGCCUUUGGGCGAGUACAUCCAGAAGCCUUGCAGACUGACGACGCCAGCUCGUUGCCGCCCCGCCAGCUGUGGUCCCCUUGUUGCGCCGCAUAAGGAGGAGCUGUUCUACAUGCAAGUCUGUGCAAGAUGCCCCCGCACCUACCCUUGGCUGGGAAAUCCUCUCGGGGAAUAA
Messenger RNA from Zerene cesonia (dogface butterfly), 1152 nucleotides. RefSeq names its product chitin deacetylase 8 (gene Cda9). The transcript is spliced from 6 exons. Gene Ontology annotation, biological process: carbohydrate metabolic process. The record is from RefSeq and is a predicted model, not a curated record. The coding region runs from base 1 to 1152 and encodes 383 amino acids. Gene Ontology annotation, molecular function: hydrolase activity, acting on carbon-nitrogen (but not peptide) bonds. Lineage: Eukaryota; Metazoa; Arthropoda; Insecta; Lepidoptera; Pieridae.